Messenger RNA from Dreissena polymorpha, 453 nucleotides. RefSeq lists its product as uncharacterized. Gene Ontology annotation, molecular function: hydrolase activity, acting on ester bonds. NCBI's taxonomy places the organism in Eukaryota, Metazoa, Mollusca, Bivalvia, Myida, Dreissenidae. The record is from RefSeq and is a predicted model, not a curated record. The coding region runs from base 1 to 453 and encodes 150 amino acids. The transcript has a single exon.
AUGUUUGUGAAGCUGUUAGAGCUGGCCUGCCCUAGGCGACCAGUUAUCCUUCAUAUUCGGGGACGAGACACUUACUCUUGUGGGGUGAGUGCUCUCGCUCUCCGUCUUAUGAGGGAGAACGUCAGUCCAACACAAAAAAUACAUCUCCACUGCUUUGCGGGCACUCUUGACCAGGUGCUAGGUUGGUCCGCCGCUUUCCCUCGAUGCUAUUUCAGCCUUUCGGGUCUUGCUGCACGCUUCGACGAGGUGCAGAAGUCUGCCGUUCGAGGGAUUCCGGCGGAUAGGCUGCUGGUGGAAACUGAUUCCCCUUACUUGCGUGUCCGUGUUCGUGAAACUAACACUCCGGCAUACGUGGGAGAGGUGGCGAUGGCGGUGGCUCGGAUAAGGCGGGUGACCCUUGAGGAGGUUCUGCGGACAACUGCUGAGAACGGCAGGCGUUUGUAUAACCUCUAA